Mesocestoides corti is the source of this 1212-nucleotide messenger RNA. The record is from the annotation of a GenBank genome assembly. NCBI's taxonomy places the organism in Eukaryota, Metazoa, Platyhelminthes, Cestoda, Cyclophyllidea, Mesocestoididae.
AUGAAUAAAGGGCGACAGUCCCACACAGCCGCCUCCAACCCUCCUCUACACACUAGAAUAGUUGCUCUUAUUUCGGUAACCUUCAUUCUACUCUCAACAAUCGGCCUGGCCUUGAAUUCCAUUGCAACAACCAAUGAGAGUCAAAACCAAACAGACGCAUCUGUUAAUGCCUCGAACAGGAUAAAUCGACCAAAAGGUCUCCAUUACAGCCUUUUUGAGGACAAUGGCAUUGCCCAGUAUCAUUUAGACAAUCUAGAACUGGUCUGUAUUAUCUGGUUUACCAUAGAAUACCUCGUCCGAUUCAUCGUAGCACCUUGCAAGUGUCGAUUUCUCAAAAGCCCCAUGAAUAUGAUCGACAUUGUCGCUAUUCUUCCGUUCUACAUCUCAAAAGCUCUCGACUCCCUUACGGCAAUAAGUAAGGUUGUUCAAGUCUUUCGGCUUCUUCGCGUCCUUCGAGUUCUCAAGCUAGCUCGUCAUUCAGUUGGGCUGCAGGCGCUUGGCUACACCGUUCGACGGUCCUACAAGGAGCUGGGACUUCUGAUGAUGUUUGUGGCCAUGGGUGUGCUGAUAUUUUCCAGUCUUGCAUAUUUUGCGGAAAAGGAUGAAAGAGAUACUAAGUUUCAGAGCAUCCCAGCCACCUUUUGGUGGGCAAUAAUCACUAUGACCACCGUCGGCUAUGGUGACAUGAGUCCCAUAACCCCCUUGGGUAAAGUAAUAGGCUCCGGCUGCGCGCUCUGUGGUGUCCUGGUUCUAGCAAUGCCUAUUCCCAUAAUCGUCAAUAAUUUUGCUGAGUUCUACAAGGACCAAAUGCGGCGAGAAAAGGCCGUUCGGCGACAGGAGGAAAUGCAGAGGGUUCGACAGUGCGAAAGCUUGUGCUCGGGCAGUUUGGCGUUGGACAAGGGCUUAGAUGAAGACAGUCGCAAGGGGGAAGCCAGGUCAUUCAGUAAUGUAUUCAAAAGAUCGGUGAAAGAGCACACCAUUGGCUGUUCCUUUUACUCUCCUACAGCAUCUCCUGCAGUGAAUAAACGGCAAAUGCAAUGUGGCUCGGUGCUGGAACGAACUAUGAGUGCGCCGCAGGACGUAAGCGGUGCCUUGAGCCACCCCGUGGCCAUUCGGCAUUCACCCUCAUUUGACGACUGGAACCUCCUUAAACACUCACUGGACGUCAAAGCACAGGUUCAUACUUCUAAAGAUCCCGAAGCUCCAAGUUAG